UUAUUGUCACUGCGAUUGAACACCGCUAGGACCUCGUGAGCCACUAACGGGUGACUCAUGGGUUCUUUAAAUUGUAAAUUGUCUCUUUAACUGCAAACAGCUCUUGACUGGAUUGAUGGCUUUCAGUCACAGCGUACCUUGAACGGCAAGAAAAGAAACGAAAAGUCAUCUGAUGUUACCCAGAUUCAGAAGUAGCCUUAUUUUGGCCGGUUGCUUUAAGCAGCAGUAUACUUUCUUAAGUGAGAAUAUUUUCAGUCGCCUUUUAGCUAUUAGUUUUGACAAAUAACAAUUGAAAGGAAAAUAACACUAAUAAUAAUAACUACCAUUUAUUGAGCGCGUAGGACAGACCCUGUGCUUGUUGCAUUUAAUACUGGCAGAAAGUUCGUGUUGUUUUUCUCAUCUUACUAAUGAGGAAACUGGCGACUUGUGGUUAGAAGUCUGCCCGUGACCGCACAGCUGAGGGUGGAGUAGUCCCGACCCGAAGCCCAGAUCUCUGACGCCAGAGCCUGUCUUGUACGGAGCACUGCUGGACGGUGACCUGGGGCUCUUCAGGGUUUUCACUUGGUGCCUUGGUCUCUGUUCACUUGGUUACGAGUGUGGCCUCAGCUAGAUAUUACCUUCUUAAAGGAAUCCUGUUUAUCUUUAGCCGUUCUCUGUUGUUCCUAAUUGCCGGUAGGAACAACUGAAAUAAGAUGGGGUAGCUGGAGCUGUUAAUGUGUCUACACCGAAUUCAUGUAAUCUGCUGUAUGGGCGAAGCGGGAAGUCAUACAGGUGCCUGAGACCGUGGUUUCUCAGCAUGAAGUCCCUUGAUGUCAGACAGGGGUGAGCCCAGAGGUACGAACACUCGGCGUAGUUGUGAGUGAUGGCUUUGCCCUGUCUCUUCCCUCCAGAAACACAGCAGAGUGCAGGUGGUCAAAAUGGUGCUAUGAUAAGACUGAUCUCUUUGUUUGUUUAUUUUUUUUAAGUCACAGAAUGGAGUGCAUGUUACUAAUAACAGCUUCCUUGUGAUGUGCUCCCAGCUGUCUGACCCUCCUCCUUGUUCUGUUUUUGUCAGCAGUCUGAGGUAAUGAGGCCCUGAACGACUGAGUUAUGCUAAGUAAAAUUCACCUAAGACUGAGGAUAGACAGGGAAUGCCAGUUCAGUGCCCACAGGAGAAGUGUCACUUCACCAAAGGUUGCUUUGGGCAGUCAGUGAAUUCUCUCUCUUGUCCGGCUUCAGGCUGCAUGUGAACAGGAGCCACUUUCAUGACCAGUCACAGUCACGGGGUCUCUAUUCUGGAGGGCUGCACCAUCCAUCUCUGGAGCGGGUAGGACUGCUUGGGAAUUAGAAGGUUUCUUGUGUAGCAAGAAAUCCAAAAGGAAUUAAAUGAGUGUAGUGUGUGAUGGCAUUGGGCUCAGACAAGCUGACGCAUUUGUCUCCAUGUUUAGCGUGCCUUCAUCAGUGGACCUCAGACGUCUCGGCCUAUGUUCCCCUUUCCUGGACAGCAUCAGGGUCAGACAUUGUCACUAUGUGCCUUUCCUCUAUGGUGGCACGUUCUCCUCUGCGGCUCCUUGGCUGCCCCCACUUCUCUGCUUGGCAUGUUCUGUCUUUAGUAGAUAAAUCCAGUCCUGCUGGCUGUCCUGCUCCUCCUCCUCAUCCUGGUGACAUUGCUUAUCUGGGCUGUGACCAUUACAUGCUGCCCUCCCAGUUUAUGAUUCCCAGGGGCUUUCUUUGCCCCCAUUGGAACUGUAGCGCCCAGGUAUUUUUAGUAGAAAUAGAAUUUUUCUGUAUUUGAAAAGGCAGUGUUGACACUCAAGGAUGCAAAUACUGUAUCAUUUUGUUUUGGAACCACUAUCUUGGUCCCUAAGUGGGGAACUCAAUGGAGCCAAGGAUUUCCGUCAGUAGCCUGCAUUGAGCACCGCUCUGAGUGGAAGAUAUUAGAGGGGUGGGGCAGUCUUGGAGUGGUGGUUUCUGCUUUCAAGGAUCUUACGGUGUGAUGGAGGAGACACACUGCAGUGUGAUGUGCAUGCAGGGGAUAUCGUGGUGGCAGAAGGCAGUGGGCCAGGUGCUUUACCUGAGGCCCAGGAGAGACUUCAGAGCAGCACCUAAUGGUAGACUUGGAAGGAUCCGUGGGAAUUUGCCUGGUGGUCAAGAGGAGAAGGGCGUCCGCAGCAGAGGGAUCAGCUUCUGCCUGAAAAUCAUUCAUCUAUCGUUGUUAUCCUUCCAGGCAUUGUGGACAGCAGACUGGUGAUUUAGACAUCUUCACCCCUGCCCCCUAAGAGGCAGAAACAGAGACGUUUCAAAGCAAAAUGCAAACGUUUUCUUUUGUCAAGGAACUUGUUGGGAUGACCAGCACAUGCAGUAGGCCGUAUGCAGUGACAGUUGAUUCCAUAUUCCACCAUGCUUGUUCCUACACAUCUGUCUGUAAUUGUCUGUCCUUGAAGUGGCAGGCCUGCGAUGGAGGGGCAGCCUAGCCAUCCUUUGGCUGAAGUGCCUUGCCUUGCGUUGUGGGCUUCUUCUCGACAGCUUUACAUCCUGGCCUCGUGGGCUUGCCACCAGCUGUUCCCAGGGAAUGUCUGGGAUUGUAGUUGAGAGGCAGGCUAGGCGUCUCGAUGGUUUUCCAUGGAGCUGGGACCUUGUGAAAUGGUGAUUUUCAGAGGGGCCUGUGGGAUGUAUAAGGACAGGUGUGGAGCCUCCAAGGGCCCAUUUGUCUACCCCUCCACCUGGAAAGUCUCUCCAGGGGUGAAAGAGGUUACCAGUUACUGCAGAGAUGAAACGAGAUUGAGAACUUGCAUACAGCAUCACGUUUUGACCAGCCUCAGUAACUCCCUCCAUUUCUCUCACUCAGGUGUCCUUUCAGUUUUCAAAUACUUCUGUGAGCCAGGCACCGUGAGCCAGACUGGCGCCCAGUGCUUUUUGAUUAGCUACACUGGAUGGUAGUUACCCAGGUUUUCACACGUUUCAGUCAACAGUCCUUUCUAAUACAAAUCCUCACUGCUAGUUUUAUACUUCAUAGUAGACCUAACCUUUUUAUAUUCUUAACAGCAUUAUUAUUAUCCCAUAGUGUCUUUGGUCUGUAGGGUGCCAACAACAGAGAGGAACGUGUGGAUUAUUAGAGCCACACAUUCUGGGUUCGCACACAGGGACACUCCCAUCACCUGUCACUCGCUGCAUGGGUAGACCAGGUUAUGCCAACCACCUGUGGGUGCCUAUUCAUGGUGACAGAGUGAGAGAGGAUUAUCAGAGUAAAUGCUCCUGGAAAAACAGGUGCACCUAUGUCCUACUGCUGUUGAGUCAGUGUUGGCCCCUUCUUGUGAGGGCCACUGCUUAGGCUCUUAUCUGAAAAGUCUGUGGGAUUUGUAAGCUGGAGAGGAAAGUCACGUACAUUUUUGUCCUGAAACAUAUGAAACACAGAAGAGUACAUAGGAUAAUAUGAAACUUAUUUUAAAUAAAGUAAAUGCUAACAUUUCUGCAGCAUGAAUAAUAGCUCACACCUUAUCUGUUGAUGAGGAAGUGAACUGAUAACAUCCUCAGUACACUUCAGAAGGGGUAACCAGCUGCCAAACUUUGGGCAAAGCUUUGCUCCCUUAAACUUAGCCACCAGGAUGGGCUAAAAGAUAGCUGAUCCUGCUAGAAAUGAAAGAUGGGACCAGCCACCUCUGUGAGAUGCUUUCUCUGCCCCUGGUCCAAGGUGGCUGCCUUUCCAUGUGUCCUUGUCUCCCUGCUUCCCCCAUACAGUGCAUAGUCACCAUGUCCCAUGCAGUGCUUCUUUCAUUUUGCCCCUCUAGAUCCAAGCUGUGGCCUUGGGCACUGUCACGCCAGCUCUCCUGGGAGGGGAGCUUGCCCUGUGAGUGCUUAGGCCUGUGUGUCCAAUACAGAUGCAUGUGGCUAUUUACACUCAAAUGAGUUAAAUUUAGAUAAAUAAAAACCCAGUUCCUCAGUCUCCCAGGCCCCAUCCCAGCUCGGUGGCCACCUGUGACAGUUACAGAGCCAGUUAUGGAGCUUCUCUGCCUGCAGGUUGGUCUUCAGCCAGCACCCAUACAGACAUAAGCGCCUUCAGGAAUGGGCCCUGGUGUGGCUGGUCAGCUUUUUAUACUCAGAACCUAGGAUGCUGUAGGUGAUUAGGAUUAUUUGUUGCAUCAAUAAAUGUGUAUUUGUUUGUUAUACGGAUGCAAUUUGGGAACCAAAUGUUAAUCUUGGAAUUCUUACUCUCAAUCUGACAAAUGAAGUUUGAUAAAACCUUCUUUCUCUUUCUCCUGUCAGGUAUCAUGAUAUUACUUGGUUUGAUUUCAAGCUAUUUUUGAGACUUUAAAUCUCCUCCUGAAAAUGGAAAACCAAGUGCAGUCCUUCCCAGGAGCUCUUGGCUGUUGCUAAUGGCAGAAACCAAACUUGCUAGCAGUUCUCUUGCAGCCCUUGAGUGUCAGCCCAGCCUGUGUCGUCCUGACCAUGGAUGGUGUGUCGGCCGUGCAGGAUGGCCUCUUGGAGGACGGAGCUGGCAAUGGGACCUCAGCUCACCCUGAGGCCCUCCCAAAGUCCCCGGGCUCGCUGGCACCGCCUGACCAGCGUGAUGAAGCACAGCGUGCCACUGUUGAGGUGAGCAGAGCUUCAGAUGAAGGAGAAAGCCUGGAUGUACCUAGCAAGGGGGACACCUGUCAGAACGGGCCGACGCCACAGUUCCCAGACCCUCCGUCAUCUCUUGGUCCCACCACAAGCCCAGUGGGUCCUGAUGCCUCCCCAGGUGUGGCUGGUUUCCAUGACAACCUAAGGAAGUCUCAGGGGACUAGUGCUGAGGGCAGUGUUAGAAAAGAAGCCUUGCAGUCUCUCAGACUCAGUCUUCCUAUGCAAGAAACGCAACUGUGCUCAACAGAGGCUUCACUGCCCCUGGAAAAGGAAGAGCAGGUCCGACUUCAGGCUCGGAAACGGCUGGAAGAACAGCUCAAACAGUACAGGGUGAAGCGCCAGCAGGAAAGAUCCAGUCAACCUGCAACUAAAAUGAGACUUUUUAGCACACUUGAUCCUGAACUCAUGUUGAACCCAGAAACCUUACCAAGGGCCAGUGCUGUGGCUAUGACGAAAGAAUAUUCCUUCCUGCGCACCAGUGUCCCUCGGGGGCCAAAGGUGGGCAGCUUAGGGCUCCUGGCACAUCCUAAGGAGAAAAAAAGUUCAAAAUCAGGCAAAAUUCGGUCUCUGGCUGAUUACAGAACUGAAGACUCAGAUGCCGGGAAUUCUGGUGGAAAUGUUCCGGCUGCAGACUCUGCCGGGGGUUCCCUGAAGCAGAGCCGAAGCAGCACGACAUCGGUGGUGUCUGAGAUCAGCCUGUGUCCUGAGGCUGAGGACCGCCUGGAGAACUCAUCCCUGACGGGGGACAAUGCGUCUGAGGCUGAUGGGAAUGAGAGUGACAGUUCCUCCUACAGCAGCGUCUCCACCCGCGGGACACUUGGCCUUCUGGCGAACACCGUGGGCACACGUGAAGCCUCCUACAUGGUCAACGGCCAGGAGAUUGCCACCGGUGCCCUGGGCCAGUUUCCCUCCAUCACGGAUGUGCUGCAGGCCGCAGCAGCCAAACACCAAGACCGGGGGCAGGAGGUCAACGGGGAGAUGCGGAGCCGGACAGAUAGCAUCGGCAGCAGCGUGUCUGUGGAAAGCUCUGUUGCUGAAACUCAUGAUGAAAUGUUGCAGGUUCUUAAAGAAAAAAUGAGACUUGAAGGGCAGCUGGAAGCUUUAUCAUUGGAGGCUAGUCAGGCACUUAAAGAAAAGGCAGAGCUGCAGGCUCAACUGGCUGCCCUGAACACAAGGCUCCAGGCGCAGGUGGAGCACAGCCAUAGCAGCCAGCAGAAGCAGGACUUGCUCAGUUCAGAGGUGGACACCUUGAAGCAGUCUUGCUGGGACCUAGAGCGAGCAAUGACUGACCUGCAGAACAUGCUGGAAGCCAAGAAUGCCAGCCUGGCGUCCUCCAACAGUGAUCUGCAGGUGGCAGAGGAGCAGUACCAAAGACUCAUGGCCAAAGUAGAAGAGAUGCAGAGAAGUAUCCUCAGUAAGGACAACACAGUGCAUGACCUGCGACAACAGAUGACAGCCUUGCAGAGCCAGCUACAACAAGUGCAGCUGGAGCGCACAACACUGACCAGCAAGCUGAAGGCGUCCCAGGCGGAAAUCUCAUCCCUGCAGAAUGUCCGGCAGUGGUACCAGCAGCAGCUUGCCCUGGCCCAGGAGGCCCGGGUCAGACUGCAGGGUGAGAUGGCCCACAUCCAGGUUGGACAGAUGACCCAGGCAGGCCUCCUGGAGCAUCUGAAACUUGAGAACGUGUCCCUGUCCCACCAGCUGACGGAAACCCAGCACAGGUCCAUCAAGGAGAAGGAGCGCAUUGCUGUCCAGCUCCAGGGCAUCGAGGCUGACAUGUUGGACCAGGAAGCUGCCUUUGUGCAGAUUCAAGAGGCAAAGACGAUGGUGGAGGAGGACCUGCAGAGGAGGCUGGAGGAGUUUGAAGACGAGAAGGAGCAGCUGCAGAAGAUGGCGGCCUCAGCAGCUACCCUGGAGCAGCAGUUGGAGCAGGUGAAGUUGGUUUUGCAUCAGCGAGACCAGCAGCUUGAGGCCUUGCAGCAAGAGCACCUGGACCUGCUGAAGCAGUUUACCUCGACGCAGGAGACUCUGCAGACCAGGGAGCAGUCCCUGGGUGACCUGCAGGUGCACUAUGAUGAGCUACAGGCCAGGCUGGAGGAGCUGCAAGGGGAGGCCGCCUCCAGGGACGACACGAUUCGCUUCCUACAAAACGAGAAGAUUGUCUUGGAGGUGGCUUUGCAAGCGGCCAAGAGCAGCAGGGAGGAAUUUGAUAGAGGAGCAAAACGCUUGGAGGAAGGUACCGAGGAAACAUCAGAAAUUUUAGAUCAAUUGAGACAAGAAUUAGCCAUCAAGUCCAGCCAGGUGGAACAGUUAGAGCAGGAGACUACCACUCUGAAAAAACAGACACAGAAAAUAAAGGAACAGUUUCUUCAACAAAAGGUGAUGGUGGAGGCUUACCGGCGGGAUGCCACCUCCAAAGACCAGCUCAUCAGUGAGCUGAAGACCACAAAGAAGAGGCUGGACUCGGAGAUGAAGGAGCUGAGGCAAGAGUUGAUUAAACUUCAAGGGGAAAAAAAGUCUGUGGAGAUGGAACAUUCGCGCUUGCAGAAGGAAGUGUCCCAAGUCCAUCAGCGGAUGGCGGAUCUCGAAGGGCAUCUCCAAUCAGUGCAGAGGGAGCGGGACCAGAUGGAGACGCACUUACAGUCUUUGCAGUUCGAUAAAGAGCAGAUGGUUGCUCUUACGGAGGCCAAUGAGGUGCUCAAGAAACAAGUAGAAGAGCUUCAGCAGGAAGCGACGAGGGCCAUCACUGAACAGAAGCAGAAGAUGAAGCGGCUGGGCUCAGACCUGACCAGUGCUCAGAAGGAGAUGAAGAGCAAGCAUAAGGCCUAUGAGAAUGCCGUGGGCAUCCUCAGCCGCCGCCUGCAGGAGGCCCUCACAGCCAAGGAGUCAGCUGAGGCAGAGCUGAGCCAGCUGAGAGCCCAGGUGGCCAUCAGCGGCAACGACCUCACUCUGCACGAGAGAAUCCAGGCCCUAGAGGUGGAGCUGCAGACCGUCAGCCACAGCAAAAUGAUGCUGGAGAAGGAGCUCCAGGAGAUCAUUGCAAUGACCAGCCAAGAGUUGGAGGAGUACCGGGAGAAGGUGCUGGAGCUGGAGGACGAGCUUCAAGAAUCCAGAGGCUUUAGGAGGAAGAUAAAGCGCCUAGAGGAGUCGAAUAAGAAGUUGGCUCUUGAAUUAGAGCACGAGAGAGGGAAGCUUACAGGCCUUGGACAGUCCAAUGCAGCUUUGCGGGAACACAACAGCAUCUUAGAAACAGCUUUGGCCAAGAGGGAAGCAGACCUAGUUCAGCUGAAUCUUCAGGUGCAGGCAGUUUUGCAGCGCAAAGAGGAGGAGGACCGCCACAUGAAGCAGCUUGUCGAAGCCUUACAAGCCGCUUUAGAGAAAGAAAAGGUGAAAGUACACAGCCUCAAGGAACAGGUUGCUGCUGCCAAGGCGGAAGCAGGGCAUAACCGCCGCCACUUUAAGGCUGCCACCUUAGAGCUGAGCGAGGUGAAGAAGGAGCUGCAGGCCAAGGAACACCUGGUGCAGAAGCUGCAGGCAGAGGCUGAUGGUCUCCAGAUUCAGGAGGGGAAACAUUCCAAGGAAAUAGCACAGUUCCAGGUGGAGCUGGCAGAGGCCCGGACCCAGCUUCAGCUCCUGCAGAAGCAGCUGGACGAGCAGCUGAGCAAGCAGCCCGUAGGAAACCAAGAGAUGGAAAAUCUCAAAUGGGAGGUGGAUCAGAAAGAGAGAGAAAUCCAAUCCUUGAAGCAGCAGCUGGACUUGACUGAACAGCAGAGUAAAAAAGAAUUGGAUGGAAUACAGCAGCUAUUACAGAAUAUCAAAUCUGAGUUGGAGAUGGUACGGGAAGAUCUGUCCAUGACCCAGAAAGAUAAGUUUAUGCUUCAAGCUAAAGUGUCGGAACUGAAGAACAACAUGAAGACUCUACUUCAGCAAAACCAACAGCUCCAGCUAGACCUGCGACGCAGUGCAGCAAAGACGAGAAAGGAACUGAAAGGCGAGGCCACCUCUUCCAGCCCCGUGACGCCAGUUAAGAUCCCCGAUUGCCCCGUUCCAGCCUCGCUGCUGGAGGAGCUGCUGAGGCCCCCACCUGCCGUGAGCAAGGAGCCCCUCAAGAAUCUCAACAGCUGUCUCCAGCAACUGAAGCAAGAGAUGGACAGCCUGCAGCGCCAGAUGGAGGCUCAUACAGUCAUCGUGCAUGAGUCGCUGUCCUCGUGGACUCAGGGGGACCCUGCCACUGGCCCCGCUCCCCCUGGGGAUCAUGCGAACCCCAGGGGAGACACAGCGCGACAUGGCCAGAGCAGGGCCUCGAGAGAGGGGCUUGGAGCAGUGGCCACUGAGCAUCCCAACCCCAAGUGUUUGUAACUACCCAGAGGAAUAUUCUCUUAUCAGUAUUAUUUAUUUGACCUUG
Messenger RNA from Diceros bicornis minor, 9004 nucleotides. RefSeq names its product golgin A3 (gene GOLGA3). The transcript is spliced from 23 exons. The coding region runs from base 4426 to 8958 and encodes 1510 amino acids. NCBI's taxonomy places the organism in Eukaryota, Metazoa, Chordata, Mammalia, Perissodactyla, Rhinocerotidae. The record is from RefSeq and is a predicted model, not a curated record.